UCCAAUUUUCGGAACUCCAGUAGGAGAGAGAAAGAGGGACACCUAUGUACUAUAACUGUUGAGAGAGCGAGAACCACCAAACGGCUAUAAUUAACGUUUCCAAGUAGUGUCCCAGAGCGGAAAUUAGAAGAUAACCCAAAAGGAGGAUGUGUUGUUUGUAGGCUGUAUCAUUACUGUAAUUGGAAAUGAUUAGAGGGGUUUGAUAAGGGUUUCUAAGGAUUUGUAUAUACAUAGUGCCUUCAUAGAGGGAGAAGACUUUAAGAGAGAGAGAGAGAGAGAGAGAGAGCGAGAGAAUCGGAGAUAGAGAAGGGGUUUUGAAUCGGCAUUUGUGGGGAUCUCUAUAUUUUGGAUCCUCAUGAUGCCUGAUGGUUAUUACAGUUCGAAAAAGAGUGAUGAUAUAUGUGAAGACGUUUGUGGCCAGCAGGCAACAUGUACAGCAUUGAGCAUGUCAAGACUCCGAUGUUUGCUUCAGGGCCUCGAUUUAAAGACCUUCAUAUUUUUGUUUGUAAUCGUGCCAACUGGCAUUGUUGGUAUAUAUUUUCAUGGUCAGAAGAUUACAUACUUCCUACGGCCUCUGUGGCAAUCUCCUCCAAAGCCUUUCAUUGAGAUACCCCACUAUUAUCAUGAGAAUGUGUCGAUGGAGACUCUUUGCAAACUUCAUGGUUGGGGAAUUCGUGAUUAUCCAAGGCGGGUUUUUGAUGCAGUUCUAUUUAGCAAUGAAGUUGACAUGCUUACAAUCCGAUGGAAAGAAUUGUAUCCUUAUAUCUCACAGUUUGUUCUUCUCGAAUCAAACUCAACGUUUACUGGUUUGCCCAAGCCAUACUAUUUUGCUAUUAAUAGGGAUCAAUUCAAAUUUGUUGAGCCUCGGCUGACUUACGGGACAAUUGGGGGAAGAUUUAGGAAAGGUGAAAACCCAUUUGUGGAAGAGGCAUAUCAGAGAGUGGCCCUGGACCAGCUUCUCAGAAUAGCAGGUAUAGAGGAUGAUGAUAUGUUGAUAAUGUCUGAUGUUGAUGAGAUCCCCAGCAGCCACACAAUCAAUCUCUUGAGGUGGUGUGAUAAUGUCCCUCAUAUCCUUCACCUUCAUCUAAGGAACUACUUGUAUUCUUUUGAGUUCCAUUUGGAUCAUAAAAGCUGGAGAGCUUCCGUCCACAGGUACCAGAAGGGUAAGACUAGGUAUGCACACUAUCGUCAGACUGACUUCCGCUUGGCAGAUGCUGGUUGGCAUUGUAGCUUUUGCUUCCGCCAUAUUAAAGAAUUCAUAUUCAAGAUGAAAGCUUACAGCCAUAAUGAUCGUGUGAGGUUCUCUCAUUACCUAAACCCCAAAAGGAUUCAAGAGGUGAUUUGCAAUGGAGCUGACCUGUAUGAUAUGUUUCCCGAGGAGUACACAUUUAAAGAUAUCAUUGGGAAGCUGGGACCUAUUCCUCAUUCUUAUUCAGCGGUUCAUCUUCCUGCCUAUUUGUUGAACAAUGCUGACAAGUACAACUAUCUUUUGCCUGGGAGUUGCAGAAGAGAAGAUGGCUGAGUUUCUCUUAGAAUGAGGCGCUUUUUCUUUAGAAAAUUUCUAGGCUUUAAGUUGCAGAUUUUGUGUUGCACCAUGAAAGGACCUUAUGGGGUGUCUGAUGACUGUUGUGUUUAACUAAUAGAUACAAGUAUACCAGUUAUCCAACAAACUAGGUCAUUUUUUUAGAGAAAUUCCGGUAGACUUGGUGGGUUCUUGGAUUAUUGGGGUUUAACUUGUACAUUUUCUGUUUAAUGGUCUUGAGUUCUUCUCGGAUGGAGGCAAAUACUUUUGCCAAGUGAAGAGUUGAGACCCUGAAAUUGCAGCAGAAUGACAUUUUCUCAUGCUUUUCUACUAUGGGUUCCAUUUUCCUCCCUUUUCUAUUCUGUUCCAUUUUUUCCUCCAAAAAAACCUUAUC
Ilex paraguariensis (yerba mate) is the source of this 1916-nucleotide messenger RNA. Lineage: Eukaryota; Viridiplantae; Streptophyta; Magnoliopsida; Aquifoliales; Aquifoliaceae. The record is from the annotation of a GenBank genome assembly.